This is a messenger RNA of Lates calcarifer (barramundi perch), 2440 nucleotides long. It is a transcript of the gene syt5b, whose product is annotated as synaptotagmin Vb. Gene Ontology annotation, cellular component: axon; synaptic vesicle membrane; dense core granule. NCBI's taxonomy places the organism in Eukaryota, Metazoa, Chordata, Actinopteri, Centropomidae. The transcript has 9 exons. Gene Ontology annotation, molecular function: syntaxin binding; clathrin binding; calcium ion binding. Bases 653 to 1924 code for a protein of 423 amino acids. The record is from RefSeq and is a predicted model, not a curated record. Gene Ontology annotation, biological process: calcium ion-regulated exocytosis of neurotransmitter; cellular response to calcium ion; regulation of dopamine secretion.
UGCUUACUCACCAUUGGGUGGGAGCUUAAUGUUUAACAUUAGGCUACCAGAGAGCUUGUGGUUAAAAAUGUCCAUGAUGCUUCUUAGUAAAUUAUAUGUUUCAGCAAAGAUAAGAUUCACCAAUAGAAGUGUGUCAACAGACUACAUCACAGCAAGACGUAUUUCCUAUUUUACUCUGUCUGUGUUUCAUUUGCAAUUUAGUGAGACUUGCAUUGCAACACAUAAUGUACAGUUGAGAAAAAGACUGGAUCGGUGAUUGAUUUCUUGAUAACUUGGAUCCAAUCAAUUAAUUGACCAAGAAAUAUUAUGAUUGAAUGAGAACAUGCAGCAGUGUUUACAAAACACCUUAGGGUCUAAUUAAAAUGGUCUCUAGUAUUGUAUGGUCCGAUGUAGGUCCUGUUAAUUAGCUGGCUAAGCUGACUAAAAAAGCCUUGUGUUGACACCCUCUCAAAUGUAGUUGUUGUGAUAGUGUCUCUUUAUGUGUUUUUUUCCACUCUGCAGUUUAGUAAGUACUGGAUGAGGCUGUUGUGUGUUGGAUUGGAGCCACUGAGAUCUCCAGAUGUAGCAGUGCAAACACGUGGCAGCAUGCCUGGGGAUUACUGUUCACAGUGCUCUAAAUGUGGCUAUGUGUUUGGUACAGUAAAAUGCUGACAUGAGGGUGGUCAGCACUGGAGCCCGGGCCCGGAGGGCUGCAGAGCCGUCUGAACCAGAGCCAGAGGAAGCAACAGAGCCAGUUCAUCAUGAGCACUCACACUCAGAACACCAUGAGCACUCCCACACAGAACAUCACCCCAGCCAUGACUACAACCACAUGAAAGACAAGUUCAUGAAUGAACUUAGUCAUCUGCCGAUUCCCAUGUGGGCAGUGGGAGCCAUUGUUGUGGUGGUCCUGGUUUUGGUGGCGUGCUUCAUCUUCUGUGUUUUCAAAAAAUGCUUUGGGAAAAAGAAAAAGCCAAAGAAAGUGAGGGAGAGGAAGGCAGGUCGCCGCAGAAAGACAAAGGAAGGUGAAGGAGAGGCUGGAGAAAAGGAGGGGGAGGUAAAGAAGGAAGGGGAGGAAGAGGAGAAAGAACAGGAAAAGUUGGGUAAGCUGGAGUUCUCCUUGGACUACAACUUCACAGAUUCCCAGCUCAUAGUGGGUAUCCUUCAGGCUCAGGACCUUGCUGCUAUGGACAUGGGGGGAACUUCAGACCCCUAUGUCAAAGUCUUUUUGUUGCCAGACAAAAAGAAGAAGUAUGAGACCAAGGUUCAGCGCAAGAACUUAUGCCCCGUUUUCAACGAGACUUUCAUCUUCAAGAUCCCAUAUGCAGAGUUGGGCGGAAAGACGCUGGUGCUGCAAGUUUUUGACUUUGAUCGUUUCUCCAAACAUGAUAUGAUUGGUGAGAUAAAGAUUCCUAUGAACAGUGUUGAUUUGGGCCAGCCAAUGCAACAGUGGAGAGACCUGGAGAGUGGGGAGAAGGAAGAGCAGGAGAAACUGGGUGAUAUUUGCAUUUCUCUGCGUUAUGUACCCACUGCUGGGAAACUGACAGUGAACAUCAUGGAGGCAAAGAAUCUGAAGAAAAUGGAUGUGGGUGGCUUGUCAGAUCCAUAUGUGAAGAUUGUUCUACAGCAAAAUGGAAAACGCAUUAAGAAGAAAAAGACAACUGUCAAGAAAAACACACUCAACCCCUACUUUAAUGAAAGUUUUAGCUUUGACGUCCCCUUUGAGCAGAUACAGAAAGUGCAGGUCGUCAUCACAGUGUUUGACUAUGAUAAACUCGGGAGCAACGACCCCAUUGGAAAAACCUUCAUGGGUUAUGGAGCUACAGGGGUCGGCCUGCGCCACUGGUCAGACAUGCUGGCCAAUCCCAGACGUCCGGUGGCCCAGUGGCACACUCUCAUGCCAGAAGAAGAAGUCGAUGCGGCACUCAAAGCAAAACCUCGCUAGAGUCACACCUGUCUCAGUUCAGAAACUUACUGUCGAUAUGUUUCUGUGUUAACCCCGAUGUUUUCUCAAUUUGUGUGUUCAGUUUCUCGUGUUUUCUUUCUUUUGAGGUACUUAAUGUGUGUAUGUGUGGGGGUGUGAUGUACUGAUUCGUUUUUUGAUAUUUGGUUGUUAAUAAACCAUGUGCCCCCUACUUACCUGUUACCCCUGUAAACUAAUAUGACUGUACUUGUAUACAUAGAGAAACACAGACAUGUAAAUGUGAAUCUUUUGUGAAUGCUCUUGCAUGGGCCUAGUAAAAAUUUGUGGCAUAAUGGGAGGCUUUUAAGAUUACUCUGUGUUCUUCUGAAAAGUUUGUUGAUUCUGAAGACAUGAUAGCACCCCUACAUCUCAUGUUAAGUACACUGAACCUUCUUGCUCAUUCUGUAGCACUGUGGUGCUCCAGAGUCCUGAGAAAUGCUUGUUGUGAUGCUCUGGAUCUUUUCAACUGGAAAUAAACCCACAAUGAUCAGUUUCACA